AUGGAGGGUGAGGAUUCACCGCCCAUGACGUCGGCAAAGCCGGAGGACGUAAAUGCGGCAGAGGGGGACGUCACCUUCUUGGCUGAGGGCGAAUGGGACACAUACAAGGAUGAUCCCCUCGCAGUGGAGGUGAAGGAGAAGGCUGAAAAGAAGAUCAUCGCGCUGCACGAGCGAAUCCGUGCACUCGAUGCCGAGAUGAUCGACGUCAAGGUCAAAAAUGGUAUAUUCCCUGCUGAAUUGCAGUGUUGUCCGAUUGAUACCAAUCAAUCGGCUUACAAAUUUCUUGUGCCCACCCGCGCAGAGCAUUUGUUUAUUGAAUUGGAAAGCAAAUUUGAGGCGGUAAGCGCGGAGCUCGCCGAGACCAAGGCCUCCCAGCACAAACUCGCAGACGAGCACCAAGACACAUCUGUGAGGGAGAAGCAGUUGGAGGACCGCGUGCACGACCUCGUCAAGGCCCUCGGCGAGAAGGAAGCCAAGCUGACCGAGCUCACCAAGUCCACCGAUGAGCUGCACAGCGAGCGGAGGACCAUGCUCAACUCCAUCAACGAAAAGAACUCCAGAAUCAAACUCUUGGAGGAGGAGGUACGCGCCAUGACGGAGGGCAGAGUGGACUCUGCGAGUGCGUCGUCCGAGCUCAACAUCCGAGUGCAAAGGCAGGAGGCCGAGCUGCUCUCUCUCCAGCUUAAGUCUUCGCGUCUCGAUCAAGAGAAUGCCAGCUUGAUCAAGCACAACAAGUGGCUUGAAGAGGAGCUGCAGAGCAGGUCCGAUGAGCUGCUGCAAACGCGCAAGGACAAGUCUUCGCAGUUGUUUGAGCGAGCUGCUCAAGCCGAAGAGGCCGAGGCCGAGAACAAGAUUCUCAAGGAGAGCGUCAACACGCUCCGUUCUCGCAACGUCGAGCUUGAGGCGCUUGUGGGCAAGUACAUGGACGACAUCCGAUCGGCCCAGGACGAACUUCAACUCACCAAGGAGCAAUUCGAGAGUGAGAUCAACAUCAGGAACAGGCUGGUUCAGCUUCACGAAGACAAGGCCACCGAAGCCGGCAGCAAGGCCAAGGAACUCGAGGUGGUGGUGGAGCAGGCCAAGGCCUCCAUGUCGUCCAUCAAGCAGCAGUACGAGGAGCAGCUGUCGCGAGUGCUCGAGGAAAAGCACAAGAUUGCCGACAAGUACGCCAAGGCUGCCGACGAGGUCAAGGAGCUCAAGCAGCGUCUCUCGACAAUCAACGCCUCGGUGCAGGCUGGGUCGGGCUCCCCUCUCCCUCCGGGUGCCAACCUGGCGUUGACCCUGCAGCACAAGUACGAGGAGGCCACGAAGACCACGCUGCUGCUCAAGAACGAGAACAGGCGCAUCAACAGCUACCUCAACCAGAUUCUCAAGGAGGUCGAGGAGAAGGCGCCCAUCUUCGAGGAGCAGCAGGAAGCGUACGAAAAGAUGCAGACAGAGUACACCCAGAUGUCACAGAGCUUGGAGCAAGCCAUGCGAGAGAUGGAGGUGGCCAAGGAGCAGGCCGAGGCCCUCAAGAAGGAAAACAACGACCUGGCCAAGCAGGUCCAGCAGCUUCUGGCCGAGUGCAUGGAAAAGACCGGAUAUCCUCCUCGUCCUGCGCCUCCCUCGUCGGUCAGCACCGCCUCACUGGAGAGCACCGACACCAUCAUCCCGGCCGAGCUUGUCACCUUCAAGGACAUCCAAGAGAUUCAGCAGAACAACCGUCGACUGCUUCGCGUGGUCCACAAGUUGGAGGCCGAGGUUGAUAAGAAGGUGGAGCUGAAGACCCAGGAGAAGAUGCAGGAGGUGUACAAGCGCCUGGAGCAGCUCAAGGCCGAACGGGCGCAGAUCACGGAGAAGCUUCAGGUGGUCAUGCGACAGCGCGAUAUGUUCAAGGCCAUCGCCGAUCUGCGUCAGUCUCCUGCCGCAGCCGUUCCGUCCGACCCCGCCAUCCCCGAGCCCUCGAGCAACGAGCGGCGCGCUCUCGCACACGUACUAACCGAGCACCGCUUCUUCGAAUUGAAGGCCGACGACAGUCGGAUGGACUUCAAGCCCCUCUACGAAGAUCUCCAGCACGAGUUCGACAACUACCGGAAGGAGAAGCAGAAGGACGACAGGGACUACCAGGAGCGCAUCGAUAAGCAGCGGGAGGAAAUGAGCCAGCUCCGCAGCGAAGUCGUCAAGGCCCAGUCCCGUCAGACCUUUGCCGAGCAGAGAUACGAGGAGCUGAAGCAGACCGCCGAAGGACAGACCAAUGAGCUCAAGGCACUGCGUACGCGCAAUGCCGAGUACUCGGCCUCGGUCGGUGCUCACCAGAUGCAAAUCGAGACCAUUCGUCAGGAGAUGGAGGUCGUGCAGCAGGAAUCGAGGAGGCUGCGCGAGCAAGUGGGCAUCCUGCGCGCCGAGAAGGAGGCGCUGACCAAGGCCGAAAAGCGACUGGUCGACGACAUCACCGGGCUCCGACAGGAGGUCGCCCACAACCAGUCGCUGUCCCAGAACCUCCAGAAGUUCCUGGCCGCCCGGGAGGCCAGCGAAGACGCGCUUAAGAAGAGCUCCUCCCAGGAGGUCGAGCGCCUUCGCUCCGAGCUCCAACACGCACGCAAGGUCAGGGAGGAGGACGACGAGCGUAUCAGAGACCAGCUUCGCGCGGCCGAGCUGAGCAACAGCGAGUUGAGUCAGAAGCUGUCCGAAAGGGAGAAGGAGAUGCAACAGCUGCGCGAGGCCACGAUCAAGCAUGAGGCCACUGUCCAGACGCUCAACAACCAGAUUCGCUCUCUCCAACAGCAGCUCUUGGAAAGCGAGAGAAAGGGCCAGCGUGGCGUGCUUAGACCUGCUGCCGAGGGAGCAGCCACUGGAGAGGGCAUCUCGCGCGAGGCCGAGUUAGUCAUUGCCGGGCUGCGCGAGGAGCUCAGCCAGGAGCGUGAGCACCUGGCCCACUACCGUGUCAUUGCCGACGACAGGGAAAAGGCGAUGAAGGAGCUCCAGGAGACGAACGACCAGUACCGCGCGACGAUCGAGCAGCGCCUCAAGGACACCGAGGCAGCGCUCAAGCAGUCCAAGGAGACCCUCGCCGAGCUCCACGUCAAGUACGAGGAGCAGCAGGCGGCCUUUGCCACCUACCAGGAGACCGCCGGCCAGGAGAUCGAGAACCUGCACGCCCAGGUCACCAAGGUGGAGAAGGAGAAGCGGGAGAUGCACUCGCAGCUCGAGGAGGCCCUCAGCAAGGAGCAGGCCCUGCGACAGGACCUCCAUGUGCACAAGGAAAUGUGCGCCGAGGCCCAGAACAACUACGACAGGGAGGUCAUGAUCCACGCCAACUCGCUGUCGCUCCUCUCCAAGAUCAAGGAGGACCUUUCGAAGCAGUCGCAUGCCACCCGUGAAGCGGUAGAGAAAUACGAGCAGCUGGCUUCCGCCACCAAGAUCGAAAAGGCUACCUGGGAAGAGGAACAGAAGUCCCACCAGAAGGAGCUCGACGAGCUGCAGGCCCGCGUCGCCGACCUCAAGGGCCAAAACGAGGUGCUGCACGCGCACCUCCAGUCGCUCAUGUCCAAGUCGGCGCAGAUCCAAGCCGCCGCGGGCGAGACCAUCGAGGAGCUCCGACAGCUCGUGGGCUACCUCAAGAAGGAGCGGGAGAUCGUCGAGUGCAAGCACGAGUUGGCGCACCAGGAGGCCACCAGAUAUCGCCAGCAGUGGGAGCAUGCCACUCGUGCUCUGGACGAGGUGCGAGGCAAGCUGCACGCCGAACAAGAAAGGACCGCCCAGCACCUGCGCUCUGAGGCCGAGCACAAGGACCUCGUGGGACAGAUCGGUCAGCUGAACCUGUACCGCGAGUCCAACGCCAUGCUCAGAGCGAUACUCACCUUGAAGCUGGCCACCAGGUCGGAGGUUGAGAAGCUGCAGGCCGAGGUGCGAGAGUGGAAGACCAAAUACGAUGAGCUGCAGAAGCAGGUCAACCCGCUCCUUGCCGGCAAGCGGGAGCUGGUUGCCACCAUUGACGGUCUCAAGCUCGAGAUCAAGUCUCUGGUGGAAGAGCGCGACAGGUGGAAGAAGAGGAUGGAGGACUACCAGGCCAACAUCAAGAGGAUCGACCCCGAGGAGCACAGAAAGAUCACGGAGAAGGCGCAGCAGCUGGAGGAGGAGCUCGCCACCACCAAGACACAGUUGGAGGAGGCCCAGAAGGAAUUGGCCAGGCUCAGGCAAGAGUUCGAUGAAAAGACUGUUGAGCUUCAACGGGCCGUGAACUACGGCAAGACCGCCAAACCACUUCUCGACAAGCUCAAGGCGGCACUGGACGCCCAGAAGGAGCAGACCGAGAAGAACGCACAGGCCUGUGCGGAGGCAACGACCAAACUCGAGUCGUGCCUCAAGCAGCUGGCCGAGAAGGAUAGAGCCAACGCGGAGCUGACGGCGGAGAAGGAGCAGCUGAACAAGACGCUCCACGAGAAGGACCAAAAAAUGGAGAAAAUCAAGAUUCUGCUUCGCCGCCAGAAGCAGCAGCAGCAGCUGGGCGGCGCCGGAGCUGCGGCCACUCCUCCCGCGACUCCUCCCACCUUCGUCCCUGCGCCCGAACCCGAGGCACCCGCCGCGCCCAGCUCGCCUGCGGUGCCGUUGGCCACGGCCACGGCCACGCUGACGGGCAAGCGCGGACGGCCCGAAGCGCCCGAGGCGGCGGCGGGAGCCCCGGUGCCUCCCCUGCGCGCGGCCGCGACCAACAACAAGCGAGCCCGCGUCCAGGAGGAGGCGCCCACCGCAGAGGCCUCCGCGGAGGGUUCCGUCUUCGCCACUCCGCCGCCGUCGUCCGAUGACAUGGUGCUCGAGGCCGAGAAAGAGAAACCUGCCGCCGCCGCUCCUGCCGCCGCUCCUGCUCCCGUCUACGUGGCCGCUCGCGCCCGCCCGCUCGAAGCGGUCCCCAUGGGGAACCGCCCUGGCGCACCGCCGAGCCCGACGAUGGUGGCCAAGGGUCCGGCCCAGCCCUCGACGCCUCCGACCACGGCGACGACUGGUGGUGAUACCCCGUUCCCUGCAGGCGGCCGCGGCACGCGCGGGCGUGGCAGAGGCCAGAUGCGCGGCGCAGUCGAACAGGCGCCCGCUCGGGGACGAGGAGCCGCACGCGGCGGCCGCGGUGGCAGCCCCGCCCCCGCCACUGCUGCGCCUGUGACCCCGCCGCCCGCGGCUGCAGCCACCACCCCGACGCCCACGCCGCUGUCCAGGGCCUUCGCCGCUGCCGGCAUGAAGCGGAAGGCCACCGAGGAGCCCGCCACACCGGAGGCCGAACCCGCUGCGACCACUGCUGUCGCUGCUGCGCCGGCCGUGCCUAGCGGUCCGCAGGGUCGAUGGGCGAAACGAGGCGGCCUUCGCCAGCCGCCCGCCGCUGCCGCUGCCCCGGUCUCCGCCCCGGCGCAGGUCCCAGCGGCCGCCGCCGCCGCCGAACCCGCUGCCCCGGCCCCGGCCGUCGUGGCCGCACCUGCUGCGCCUGUCGAGCCGGUUGCCCUGGCCCCGCCCGCCGCCCCCGCGCCGACGCUCGUAUCCAUCACCGACCCGUCGGUCACCAUUCCCACGCCCUCGGUCUUCAGUCUGCCGGAGACGCCCAAGCCCGCCGCCGCCGCCACCGCCGAGGCUGUACCCACGCCCGCGGCUCCGGCUCAGGUCCAGGAGGAGGCGACCGCGUUCCCGGUGCCGCCCACCUUCAGCCGAGUGGAGGCCCCUACGGCGAUGGAGACCGAGGAGGCACCGGCACCACCGAAGGUGCAGGCCGAGCCCGAGCAGACCACGGACGACGAGGGCGAGGAGGAGCAGGAGCAGGAGGAGAAACGCGACCAGGAGGAGGAGGAAGUGGAGGAGAGAGAAGAAGAAGGGGAGGAGGGAGAACGUAGUGAGGCGGAAGAAGGCAGUGGGGAGGAGGAGGAAGGAGAAGGAGAAGGCGAUGGAGGCGAGGAUGCCAGCAACAGCGAAGACGAGGACGAAGAUGAGGAUGGUGGCAGUGUCUUCUAA
Messenger RNA from Acanthamoeba castellanii str. Neff, 5973 nucleotides. Its product is annotated as nuclear pore complexassociated protein TPR, putative. The transcript is spliced from 35 exons. Gene Ontology annotation, molecular function: structural constituent of nuclear pore. The record is from RefSeq and is a predicted model, not a curated record. Gene Ontology annotation, cellular component: nuclear pore. Gene Ontology annotation, biological process: protein import into nucleus; mRNA export from nucleus. NCBI's taxonomy places the organism in Eukaryota, Discosea, Longamoebia, Acanthamoebidae. Bases 1 to 5973 code for a protein of 1990 amino acids.